GCUUCCAUCAAUGAGGCCCCAGAACCCAUGAAACGACAUCUGUGUUGAGAUUUAAAGCAGAGUGGGGCUGAUGGUGGAGAUCAGUACAUCAGCGGGCCUUCAGCUGUCCCGCUAAGGGGCUGUCAUCCUGUGAGUGCUAAUAAGCCACACAGGUUGGGCCUACUCAGCAUCUGGAUAUGAGAGAGAUUCUUUUCUCCCGCUGGAAAAUGAGGUUGCCAAGAGUGGUGUUGGUGACUCAUUCAAAUGUGGUCUUAAUCGGAGGCAGUAUGGCGUCCGUGCCCCAACACUGCAAUGGUGGUGCCCCACUGCCUGUUGUGUAAGAUGUGAUGCCACGUUCUUGGCCAUACGUGAUCAUGUGAACCCCUGUGGAUCUAAGUAAGGGUUUUGUAUUGCUCCUCAGCACCUUCCACGCACAAUAGAGGGGCAGUACCCAAACCCCAAAGUGGUCUCCUAUGGAAUUGCUAACUCUUCUCCCUUUGCUCUGUGGGGGUGGGGGAGGGUGUCUGUUUUGGUUGGUUUGUUUGGGGUCUCUUUAGGUUUUUGGUUUUUAUUUAAUAACAAAAUGAAGCACAGCGAUGUGAACCCCAGUGUUGGGCAUAUGGGGCUGUAUGGUGAGCAUUUUAAUGGUGGCCACAGUGACAAACAAGGGGGGUGAUCUCUAUCAUCUGUUGCAGAGCACUUGCUGCACGCUAGGUGCUGUAUGGAAAGCGGAGAAACCACAGUCCCUGCGAUGAAAGGCUUACAGUCUAAACAGGCUGCACCUCAGCACUGGGUGAGAUGCAUCACAAAGCAGGGCGAGGAAAUGGGGGCAUCUGGCACGUAACCUCUUGGUUUUGUGUCUGUGCACUUGGACCCUGCCUUUGCAGCUCUGAAAUAAGUCACUUAGCCAGCCUCUUUCUGCCCCCUCCUUUGAAAAAAGGGAAACCACGGCGUGAGCCGGCCGCCUUCUAUCCGGCGGCUCUUGCAGGGCUUGGUGGCUGCAGCUGUCUGAGGAGAACUUCCUGCCAUCUGCAGGGGAAGGACCUGUCUGCACCUAUUUGUAAUGGGGUCCGUCCAGCGCUCGGCUGCUUUGCUUCUCUUCGUCCUCACAGGCCUCUGCGUUGGCCAGAGAGUAGUGCUGGUUCAGGAAGGACGUCUUUACCGGACUAGAGGUUAUCACAUCACCAUCUGGUGCAAGGUCAGUGGCUACCAGGGGCCCUCAGAGCAGAAUUUCCAGUGGUCCAUUUACCUGCCAUCUGCCCCAGAGCGGGAAGUGCAUAUUAUCAGCACCAUGGAUCCCUCCUUCCCUUAUACCAUUUACACCCAGCGUGUGCGGAGUGGCGAGAUCUACGUAGAGAGGGUACAGGGGGACUAUGCCCUGCUGCACAUCACUGAGCUCCAGGACCGGGACGCUGGCGAAUAUGAGUGCUACACACCCACCACCGACGAGAGGUACUUCGGGAGUUACAGCGCCAAGAUGAACCUCUCAGUGAUCCCUGACACCCUCUCUGCCACCAUGACACCGCAGGCCCUCACCCAAGUGGAAGGAGGUCCACUAGAGCUCACCUGUGAGGUGUCAAAAUCCACAGCUCAACACACCCACCUUUCUGUUGCCUGGUACCAUCUCCAGGGAUCAGGAGAUGGUCAGGCCAUGGUGAUCCUUUCCCUGUCCAAGGAUUUCAUCUUGACUCCGGGCUCUUCCUACACGCAGAGGUUUUUGUCAGAUGUCCGGCUGGACAAGGUUGGGGACACCACAUACAAGCUGUCUAUUGGCAGAGUGCAGCCCUCUGACCAGGGCCAAGUGUACUGUGAGGCAGUUGAAUGGAUUCAGGAUCCUGGUGGGACUUGGAAAGACAUAGCUCGGAAACAAACGGAAAAGACAUCGCUGACUAUCAGAAGCCAAGACAGAGAUUUCCAAGCUAAUAUUGCUGCUGUUGAAAGUUCCCUUGCAGAAAGGGAGCCCUUGCAGAUAAAUUGCUCUGUGAAAGCCCAGAAUAGCCAGAACCGAUGGUUCCAAGUGAUUUGGCUCUUCAAAGGAGAAGUAGUAGCCAGGAUUGACCCACAUGGGGUACUGGCCUUGAAGGAGGAGUAUGAAGAAAGAGCUGCCUUGGGACAGCUCCAAGUGGUGAAGAAAAGCAAUGAGGUGUAUAUCCUCAAAGUAUACCAGGUGGAGUUGAAAGACAAAGGCACAUACAGCUGUAAGGUUUCAGAGAUGGAGAAGGCUUCCACAGGCUUUUCCACCACCCAGUUCAAGACAUCGUCAGACAUUGAUGUCAAUGUGACGCCAAUAGAAAGUCACAUGCACGUAUCUGUGCUCAGCAGCGAAAGGCAGAUAGUGGAAGGAGACACCUUGAUCCUUCACUGUGAGGUGAGUGGAACAACAAGACCACUCUCUGUGAAUUGGUGGCACCUGCGAAAGAACAGAGAUCAACCGGAACACAUAGUUGGGAUGGAACAGGAUGGCAUGCUGAGGCCAGGCCCCUCCUACCAGGAACGCAGUGCUAAUAGGGACCUCCGACUAGAGAAGAUGAACUCCACCACGUUCACUCUGGCAAUCUACAACACUUCAGCCACCAACGAUGGAGGGUCAUACAAAUGUGAAGUGACAGAGUGGUCCAUGGACAGGAGCUGGAAACAGGCACAGGAAACAUCAGUAGCCAUUAGCCCUCUCAGUUUGGAUUUGAGAGCCACACUGAUAAGCCGAACAGCAAAUGUCACGUUUACUCAGGAUUUUGAACUGUUCUGCCAGAUCUCUGCCCCCUAUCUUACCACCCAAGUGCCAAUAUCGGUAACUUGGCAAUUCAACACCAUCCCAGAGGCUAAUGGUUAUCAACAGCUGGUCAAAAUCAUGCCCCGUGGCACCAUCGAAUGGGGGGCUGCCCAACCUCACUUUCAGAGGAAGACCAGAGUCACAAAAUCUGCAUCUUCCUCCCAACUUCUAAUCCACAGUGCCACAGAGCAGGAUGCGGGCAGGUACAGGUGUGAGGUGGAGGUCUGGAGGAGAAGCUCCCAGCAAGCACGACACCCAGCGAUGGCGGCAGCUGCUGCUGUGAAGUCUAACGUUGUGGAGAUAAAGGUCAAUCCACCAGAGAGCAAGCUAAGAGUAAACACAGAAGAUAGAUUCCUUGAGAUCUCUGGUGGCACAGACACAGAAAUCGAAUGCAGAGUCACAUCACUGACCCAGAGGGAUUCUCAGUUAGCCAUUACCUGGUACUUCCUACCGCCUUCUCCAGCUGAUGCUGCCCCACUGCAAAUCGUGAGGACCAACUAUAGCAAUAUCCUGGACUACGGGGCAGAGUUCAGCUCUGUUAUGCAGAAAUCUAAAUUCCACAGUGAGAGGGUCUCCAGCGACCUGUUCUGGCUGCGUAUUCUGUCUGUGAAUCAUGGUGACCGUGGCAGGUAUUACUGCCUGGUAGAGGAGUGGCUGUGGUCAGUAGACCGUGGCUGGUACAAACUUGGAAGGAAGGAAUCAGGAAAGACCAUGCUGGAGUUCAAGGUUUCAGAAAACAAGCUCCAUGUUGAAAAAACAAACCACAACAUCACAGCCACUGAGAACGAGGACGUGACCAUGAGCUGCCUCCUGCAGGGCCCUUCCCAACCAGACUCUCUCUUCUCUGCCAUCUGGUUCCAUGGUUUGGAGCACUCUGGGAUGAAAACCCUGGUGAAAGUGCACAUCAGCGGCAUGGUGGAAUAUGCUGAGGAGGAGAUGGUGGGGAGGCUGCACCUUCGCCGCCCAUCCGUCGGUGACUUCAGCCUGACGCUGCGGAGCAUGGAGCCGGGCGACGCAGGGCUGUACUACUGCCAGGUGCAGGAGUGGCAGCAGGACAGCGGUGGCACUUGGGUUCAAUGGGUGUCGGAAGUGUCGGGGUACACGAGGCUCACUGCACUGCCUCCAGAGUCGUCAAUUUCUUCCAGGGUCUGUUCGUCUCCAUCACUGCUCCACUUCAUCCUAUUCUACCCCCUGAUUCUGUUCCUUGGCCUGAUAACUGCUCUCUGCUUGUAUGUCAAGAACAUGCAGACCCACAAGGAAUCGAUCUAUCAAAGGAAAGGAAAAGAGCUGUGGGUGGAUUUGAAAGGGGCUGGAGAUGUUGAGCCCACUUUUUCUGACCAUAAUAAUCUGGAGGAAGAGAUGAAUCAUUUGAAGGAGGAAAAGAUGGACUGAAUGCUCGGGCGGCAUGCGGGGGGAAAGGGACUGUGUGCUGCUGUUCAGCAUCGUAUGCUCUGAACCUUGAAAAUUUGCAUUUUCCUUCAGUCACCUUAAUGUGGCAAGUAAGAAAGUGAUAGGAGACAGAUUGGCUGGCUAAGGUAAUUGGGACUGGAGCUUUCUUGCCUCUCUACUUGCAUAGGUGCCUAUGUGGCUCUCCUCCCAUAAUGGUAGUUUCUGUGGCCUUCAUAAUAUUAAUCAAUGUAUCCUUACAAAAGCCCUGUGAAAAAGGAAAGUACUAUGCCCAUUUUACAGAUGGAGCCUUGAGACACUGAGAGAUCAAGGCUGAGAUUUCAGAGGGACUUGGACAUCUAAUUCCUGUUAACUUUAAUGGGAAUAAGGCAUCUAAAUUCGAGAUGCGACUUUGAAAAUCUCAGCCUAAGGGACUUGACCAAGUUCCAACAGGAGGGCUGUAGUAGAGCUGCGACCUGAACUCACAUCUCCCAAGUCCUAGUCCAGUGCCUUAGCCACCAGACCAACUUUCAUCUUGAGUUGGCUGGCUCUGGUGCAGUGGUCAAUGGCUAGGGGCCAAAAGUCAUUACCAACUACUUAGGCUUGAAUGGUCUAUGAGAGAUGAGUUGGUGGGUCUUAAUCCGGUCCUCAGGGGAAAGGAGUCCUCACAUCAAUAAUCACAACUCCAGCUGGCACCAGUUGGCCUCCUUGUUGGCAAUCGUAUCUGACUGGGCCCCGGAGACUCCCCUCCCCUUUCUGAGAGCGGUUCCUUCAGGGCAGGAGGGAGGCAUAGUGGCAGAACUGCGUGUGUGUGUGUGUGUGUAGGGGGGAAAUCUAGAGUCGCGCCUAUUGCUGGGCCUCUGCAGUGCGUAAGCAGAGGCCUUCACUCUCCAACGCUGUUCAUCUAGUUUGCAUCUGAUGCAGUGAGCUGUAGCUCACAAAAGCUUCUGCUCAAGUAAAUUUUAGUCUCUCGGGUGCCACAAGUCCUCCUGUUCUUUUUGUCCAUCUAGUGUAUUUCACCAGCAUUAAAUUCACUCCAAAAACGUAAAUGUAAAAAUCCCCUCUAUUUCCCAUCCCAUCCCACCCACUGGAACACCUCUGUCCAAUACAUGCUACGAAUACCCCUCUUUCCACUAGCCGCUCAGUGCAAAAUGGCCUGAGUGCCCUGCCCCAUCUGCUAAUUAAAACUCCAGUUGUACCAGCUAUGGCCUGGAACAGAGCUGAUAGGCUCUAUAUUAGGUGAGGGCUGGCUGAGAUUGAAAAGAUGUCCAUGUGGAAAACACCAAGCACCUUGGAAAGGUGUCCAAGAAAAGGUCUUACUGUCCCAGCAAGGGAGUUAUAUGGAGCUGGGGAUCACAGAAACAAACAGCAGCUGCCAGGCUAGCUCUAUGUCACUCAUGUAAUCACUUUGAUGUGCCAGACCUUCUAUUUCCAUCCUUUUAUUGGUUGACUCUGGAGAAAGCUGCAUAUAACUCCCCAUGGCUAGCAGGAUGGCUGGGAUGAUGCAGCACCUUUCAGCAAUGACUUCGGCAAAAUUAAUCUCCAGUUCUUUAAAUGCAAUGCACAGUGUCCAGACUAGCGUGUAAGCUGCUUAGGGCAGGGGCUGAGCACAAAAUUAAUACAUAAGUGGGAAAUCGGGAGAUUCUGGAGCUGUCUGGCAGUGUUUUAACUGUGAUUCUGCUACCAUAUGGCUACUCCCACCAGGCUACACUGGUUAUCUGGACAGCAGCAUUCAGAGCCAGUCAGGCAUGCCUGAGAGCCCUGCAGCACAAGAAAGUGAGAGAUCCCAGAAAGAAAAGGAGGACUCGUGGCACCUUAGAGACUAACAAAUUUAUUUGAGCAUAAGCUUGAAGUAAGCUGUAGCUCAUGAAAGCUUAUGCUCAAAUAAAUUACGCUCUAAGGUGCCACAAGUACUCCUAUUCUUUUUGCGAAUACAGACUAACACGGUUGCUACUCUGAAAAGAGAUCCCAGAGGUUCUAACCUAAAUAUAGAGAAUGUCUGUCUGCUCUUUACUAUAAAUGGACAGAUGGACCCACAGAACUACAGUCUUGGAACACUACCAGCCUGUAUGUGAUCGCUGAUUUCUCAUUCUCCUGCAAUAUCACCUGUGCCCUGAUUUCCCGCAGUUAGUGUUAAUUCUUAUUAAAAGUGAACAAACAGGGUUUUAUUAUAUUUGCCUUACAAUUACAUUUUUCACACCAUACACUCAAAUCAGCAUUAAAACCAAAUAAGGACUCGCUGGCUCAGGGGACUGGUACUAAUGGAAUAUGGAGCCUUUUUUCUCUAGGUUGCUGGCUCCAAUCCAGAUCCAUUUGGUCUCGAUUGAAAGUCUCUGCCAUCUGAUUCAUGUUAUGAAAUGUGUUUGUGUGAGAGAGUGCUUUCAGCCCAAUCAUUAGUGGAGAAGUGCAUCCACUUCCCAAACCCCUCAUCACAAUUUGCAUUAACUUUGGUUGGCACUGGGCCAUGGUCCUAGUGGACUAGGCACAUUAGCAGGAGCUUGUACUGGGGGGUGGCUUGUCCUGCUGCUACAUGUGCUAAUCCCUAUGUUAUAGACAAACAGGUUCCAGUCUCCAGUUUCUGAAUGGAGAGACGUGAGGGCAUUAGAGGCCCAGUGACCGCUGGGCUUGUUGCAUUCUUACUGGUAUUUAAAUAGCAGAUCCUAACAUCCCAUUGGCACAGUAGCCUCCUGGAGAAUUCCACAGCCAGGCCAGGUGGGCUUCUUUGCUGUGGCCAAUGUUUGUUGAAAAUGUUUUGAAAUCUGCUAAAAUAAAAACUGAUUGCACCUGG
Dermochelys coriacea (leatherback sea turtle) is the source of this 6923-nucleotide messenger RNA. It is a transcript of the gene CD101, whose product is annotated as CD101 molecule. The record is from RefSeq and is a predicted model, not a curated record. Bases 1043 to 4141 code for a protein of 1032 amino acids. Lineage: Eukaryota; Metazoa; Chordata; Testudines; Dermochelyidae. The transcript has 9 exons.